UUGAUAUUUAAAGGGGUAGAUUUUUUUUAAAUUAUCACACUGAUGUUUUUUGUCAACCAAUUGAAUCGAACAUCAUCAUCGUUGUUUGGCGAUAUAGUUGAUGAGAAGAUGAAACAAAUAGUAUCAUCGGAAACAAAUGCGACGAAUAAUGAUUGCGUGGAAAUCAUCAAAAAUGGUCCCGAAGAAUUGGAUACAUAUUUUCAAUCCGAAGUGAACAUACCUGAAUGUGUGGAUAAUGAUUAUUCAUUUAAAUGGAAACGAUUAUGGUCAUUCAUUGGACCUGGUCUUUUAAUGUCGAUAGCCUAUCUUGAUCCGGGUAAUAUUGAAUCGGACAUGCAAUGUGGUGUUAUUGCUGGCUAUAAAUUACUUUGGAUACUACUUUGGUCAACAAUACUAGGACUAUUGAUACAGAUAUUAUCGGCUAGAAUUGGUGUUGUAACUGGAAAACAUUUGGCUGAAUUAUGUUAUUCACGUUAUCAUAAACUACCAAGAUUAUUGUUAUGGAUAAUGACUGAAAUCGCUAUUAUUGGAUCGGAUAUGCAAGAAGUUAUCGGUACAGCAUUAGCACUUUAUAUGCUCACUAAUCGAUUGUUACCAUUGUGGGCUGGUGUUCUUAUCACAAUUCUUGAUACAUUUUCAUUUUUAUUUCUGGAUAAAUUUGGUGUACGAAAAUUGGAAGCAUUUUUUGGAUUUUUGAUUACAAUCAUGGCUGUUACUUUUGGAUAUGAAUUUUUCGUCGUACGACCGGAUAUUGGAGGCAUAGCAACGGGUUCAGCAUUACCAUAUUGUAAAGGUUGUCGUAAGGAUGCAUUAUUACAGGCUGUAGGAAUUGUUGGUGCCAUAAUACAGCCACACAAUCUUUAUCUACAUUCAGCAUUGGUUAAAUCUAGAAAAGUAAACAAUCGGAAACGACUGGAAACAAAAGAUGCAAAUCGUUAUAUUGCAAUCGAAUCGGCCAUUGUACUGUUUAUUUCAUUAUUGAUCAAUAUGGCUGUCAUUUCUGUUUUCGCUAAAGGACUUUAUGGAAAAACAAAUCACGAUGUUUAUGAAGUUUGUGAACGACAAAAAUCCAAAAGAUUUAUCGAUAUGAAUGUAUUAUCCAAUGAUAAUCGAACAUUUGUUGCCGAUCUUUAUCAGGCUGGUAUAUUUCUUGGAUGUCAAUUUGGUGAAUUACCAUACUAUAUAUGGGCAAUUGGUAUAUUGGCUGCUGGACAAUCAUCAACAAUGACCGGAACAUAUGCUGGACAAUUUGCAAUGGAAGGUUUUCUUAAUCUUAAAUGGCCACGUUGGAAACGAGUAUUACUUACUCGUAGUAUAGCUAUUGCACCAACAUUUUUAGUAACAAUAUUUUCCAAUGUACAAAGUUUAACCGGAAUGAAUGAUUAUCUUAAUGCAUUGAUGGUCAUACAAUUACCAUUCGCUAUACUUCCAACAUUAACAUUUUCAUCAUCCAUAAUGGUAAUGGGAAAAUUUGUGAAUAAUUUAUUCAAUCUUAUUAUUGCAACAACAUUAUCGAUUGUUGUUAUUGUUGUCAAUAUUUAUUUCGCUAUACAAUUGAUUGUUGAUAAAUCUGGACAUUAUUCAUACAUUACAGUACCAGUAUCGAUUUUAUUUGGCUCAUUCUAUUUGAUAUUCAUUCUUUAUCUGAAUGCAUGUUUUUUAACCGUGUUGGGCGUUCGUUUUCAUCAGAAAAUACCUGUGAUUGGAAAAUAUUUUCAAGAAUCAUCUGAACAUGAAUAUAAAUAUUUAGAUUGAUUAAAAAAAAAAAAAAUUUUUUAAGAAGAAAAUUAAAUAAUUUCCGCUUGAUACAGCUUUUAUGAAUGGUCAUAAAUUGGACAUGUGAAAAUGCCAACAAUUUUUCAAAAUAUUUAUUUUAAAAA
Molecule: messenger RNA, 1880 nt
Organism: Dermatophagoides farinae (American house dust mite)
Lineage: Eukaryota; Metazoa; Arthropoda; Arachnida; Sarcoptiformes; Pyroglyphidae
Source: RefSeq, a predicted model, not a curated record